This is a messenger RNA of Cherax quadricarinatus, 952 nucleotides long. The record is from RefSeq and is a predicted model, not a curated record. NCBI's taxonomy places the organism in Eukaryota, Metazoa, Arthropoda, Malacostraca, Decapoda, Parastacidae.
AUGGCCAUCUGGGGGUGCAAGUCUCCUUGGGUAGCGGCUGCCGACGGAUCUAGUGGCAGAUUGGCAGAUACAAUAGUCUCUACUGCAUCUUUGGCCUUCUUGAGUGCAGGGUACGGGGUGACUGUCCGUCGAGCAGCGGUGUCACAUCUCUGCAUCACUGAUGUCUACUACAACUCUCCUCACGGUCUAGAAUACCAAACAGUUGCCAUAAACUUACCAUUUUCUGUGAUACGUCGGCUGGGAGAGAGUCCUGCAGGACAGAUGAAGGUGAUUCAGGGGAGACCGCUGGCAGGAGAGUCACCUAUAUACACCAUCCGUCUACGUCCUACACCUUAUUACUACAUUCACAACGUCCUCACUUCAGUCCCUACACUGCCGCGCCAAAAGGUUGAUGUGGGCUUUAUUAACAACGGGAAGCCUCAAAAAGUUUACCACUGGAACCCCCCACUGAAAGCCCACAUCUACCGUACCUCAUCACCACCAACCAUGACAUCAAAGCCCUUUCGGCCAACCACGGAAGCAAGAAAAUCCUCUAAGUCGCCGUGGUUAACACUGAAGAAGUACUACGUGAGCAACGGCAAACCUUCCCGAGUGUACGUAUGGAAGGACGACGACCCAGCGACUAACAAAUAUAGACACGUGAGAGUUCCUGCAUUUUGAAACCUUUCGUCACUAGCAAUGUUGAAUGUAUUCAAGGUGGUGGUGCUAAAUUUCUCGACGCCAGAGAAUGAAGCCUAGCUGUUUGGAGGAUGUCUGCGGCGGGACGCUGAUUGUAUAAUAACACUUUCUCACCCGCAGGCAGUGUAGAGUAUAAGGUUGGUCUUCAUAAAAUUAAUUAACAGCAGUUAACGUAACUGUUUCAGCCGGUGGAGAGCUUAAUCACUAGACAGUACUAGUAUCUGGGUUUCUUCAGACUCCAUUAAUAAAGUGCCUCCAUGAAAAAAAAAAGAUG